CUACCCAAUUGGAGAGGCGGGUACGUGUCAUUGCGGAUGUUAAAAGGAACAGAAACAAAGAGUGGAUACGAGCAUAGCUUCCGCUUACCGCAGUUUUCUAUUAACUUCGGACACUGUGAUGGGGAGUAGAAAGCUGUCUCCAUUUGGCAUCCUUUCUUAACUUUAGGGAUCGUCGGGAAAGGGCAAGAACUCGAUGUCAGCUUAUUAACAUUUUCAAUCUUCAUCAGAACAAUUGGCGUGAACUCACGAAUACAUUGAUUAGCCAUACAAGUAGUUCCUUGAGGACAGUCUGCGUUAUCAUGACAGGAUAUGUUGUAGUAGACUGA
Molecule: messenger RNA, 326 nt
Organism: Haemonchus placei
Lineage: Eukaryota; Metazoa; Nematoda; Chromadorea; Rhabditida; Trichostrongylidae
Source: the annotation of a GenBank genome assembly